GCAAAAAAAAAUCCUGACUAGGUAGCCUUGGGCCUUUUCUGUGCAAGAGAAUCUAAGGAGAGAGAAAGAUUUCUGCAACUGAAGGGACAGUCGGGGAAUAUUAAAUUUAAGAUAUUAACGCCCGCCCUGGCUCACAGGAGUGUGGUGAUAGGGGUGAGUAAGGGCCUUAGCGUUGAGAGCCGAAGAGUAAAAAACCAUUAGUUUCGGCGCCAGGCGUUUUGAAAGGCUUCUGUUUUCGUCGUAUUUCUCUCCUGACUACUGACUGGUUUAAACACGACCCCUGAACAAAUAUCGAUAAACCUUCGAGCCCGCAGCCCCACCUUGCAGCGCGUAGGAGCCGCCAGCGUGCCGGGCAGCGAGCCCUCCCCUCCGUCCCUCCAGGAGAGCCUAGCGCGUGCGCUCCCCCACCUUCUGGCCUCCCUCCCCGUCUACGGCUUCCACGCACUCGCAGUGAUUGUUUUGCCCGCUCCCGCCGCCGCCGCCGCCGCCGCCGCCAGAGGAGCAGCAGCGCUUGUGCAAACCGGGAAGAUGGCGGCCGGCGGCGGCGGAGGCAGCAGUAAGGCCUCCUCCUCGUCAGCCUCUUCGGCAGGGGCUCUGGAGUCCUCGUUGGAUCGAAAAUUCCAGUCGGUAACCAACACCAUGGAAUCCAUUCAAGGCUUGUCGUCUUGGUGUAUAGAGAACAAGAAACACCACAGCACUAUCGUCUACCAUUGGAUGAAGUGGCUCCGGAGAUCUGCAUAUCCCCACCGUUUGAAUCUCUUUUACCUUGCCAAUGAUGUCAUACAGAACUGUAAACGGAAAAAUGCAAUCAUAUUCCGUGAAUCGUUUGCUGAUGUACUUCCUGAAGCAGCUGCUCUAGUGAAGGAUCCAUCUGUCUCCAAGUCUGUAGAACGAAUCUUUAAAAUCUGGGAAGAUAGAAAUGUAUACCCAGAAGAAAUGAUUGUGGCAUUGAGAGAGGCUUUGAGUACCAGUUUCAAAACUCAGAAGCAGCUGAAAGAAAAUCUGAACAAACAACCGAAUAAGCAGUGGAAGAAAUCACAAACAUCCACGAAUCCAAAAGCUGCUCUCAAGUCUAAGAUAGUUGCUGAGUUUCGAUCUCAGGCCCUCAUUGAAGAACUGUUGCUAUAUAAGCGCUCAGAAGAUCAGAUAGAAUUAAAGGAGAAACAGUUGUCAACUAUGAGGGUGGAUGUAUGCAGCACAGAAACCCUCAAAUGCUUAAAAGAUAAAACUGGGGGGAAGAAAUUCUCCAAAGAAUUUGAAGAGGCAAGCUCUAAGCUGGAAGAAUUUGUGAAUGGACUGGAUAAGCAGGUGAAAAAUGGGCCUUCACUAACAGAAGCACUGGAAAAUGCUGGAAUUUUCUAUGAAGCACAGUAUAAGGAAGUAAAAGUUGUGGCCAAUGCAUACAAAACCUUUGCUAACCGAGUAAACAAUUUAAAGAAGAAAUUGGAUCAGUUGAAGUCAACCCUUCCUGAUCCUGAAGAAUCACCAGUCCCUUCCCCAAGUAUGGAUGCUCCCUCCCCAACUGGUUCGGAGUCUCCAUUUCAGGGAAUGGGAGGUGAGGAAUCCCAGUCACCAACAAUGGAGAGUGAGAAAUCUGCUACACCUGAACCUGUGACUGAUAAUCGUGAUGUGGAAGAUAUGGAACUCUCAGAUGUAGAAGAUGAUGGGUCAAAAAUCAUUGUGGAGGACAGGAAGGAAAAACCUGUGGAGAAGUCAGCUGUCUCUACUUCUGUACCUACAAAGCCAACAGAAACUCUCCCAAAGGCCUCUUCCUGUACCCCAGUGCCUGUGACCAUGACAGCAACCCCACCUCUUCCAAAGCCUGUGAAUACUUCUCUGCUGUCCCCGUCCCCAGCUUUGGCUUUGCCCAACCUGGCUAACGUGGAUCUGGCAAAGAUUAGUUCCAUCCUUAGCAGCCUAACAUCAGUCAUGAAAAAUACUGGGGUCAGUCCUGCAUCAAGACCUUCUCCAGGAACUCCUACCAGUCCCAGCAACCUCACCAGUGGCCUGAAAACACCUGCACCUACCACAACAACAUCUCACAACCCUCUGGCAAAUAUCCUCUCCAAGGUGGAGAUCACCCCAGAGAGCAUUCUAUCUGCUCUUUCCAAAACCCAGACACAGUCAGCCCCUGCACUACAAGGCCUGUCAUCUUUACUUCAGAGUGUUACUGGGAACCCAGUUCCAUCCAGUGAAGCUGCAUCUCAGAGCACAUCAGCUUCCCCUGCCAAUACCACAGUCUCUACCAUAAAAGGAAGAAAUGUGUCCUCUAAUACCCAAUCUUUUAUUCCCAAAAGCUUCAACUAUUCUCCUAAUUCAUCAGCUUCUGAAGUCUCUUCAACUUCAGCCAGCAAGACAUCAAUUGGGCAAAGUCCAGGGCUUCCAAGCACUACAUUUAAACUGCCAUCCAACUCUUUAGGGUUUGCAGGUACCCACAGUACUAGCCCUGCUGCCCCGCCGACCGAAGUUGCCAUGUGCCAAUCUUCAGAGAUCUCCAAGCCAAAACUGGAGUCAGAGUCCACCUCCCCAAGCCUGGAAAUGAAGAUCCACAACUUCUUAAAAGGUAAUCCUGGUUUCAGUGGCUUAAACUUAAAUAUCCCAAUCCUGAGCAGUUUGGGGUCCAGUGCCCCAUCCGAGAGCCAUCCCUCAGACUUCCAGCGUGGCCCUACUAGCACUUCAAUCGACAACAUUGAUGGAACCCCUGUACGGGAUGAACGGAGUGGAACACCCACCCAGGAUGAGAUGAUGGACAAGCCUACGUCCAGCAGUGUAGAUACUAUGUCCCUGCUUUCUAAGAUCAUUAGCCCGGGUUCUUCAACACCCAGCAGUACAAGAUCACCACCCCCUGGGAGAGAUGAAAACUACCCCCGGGAGCUCUCCAAUUCUGUAUCUACAUAUCGACCCUUUGGCCUGGGCAGCGAAUCUCCCUAUAAGCAACCUUCUGAUGGAAUGGAGAGACCGUCUUCCCUGAUGGACUCUUCACAGGAAAAAUUCUAUCCAGAUACUUCUUUCCAUGAAGAUGAAGAUUACCGAGAUUUUGAGUACUCAGGGCCUCCACCUUCUGCUAUGAUGAACCUGGAGAAGAAACCAGCCAAAUCUAUCCUCAAGUCCAGCAAGGUGUCUGAUGCCCCGGAGUACCAGCCAAUCCUGUCCAGUUAUAGCCACAGGGCCCAAGAAUUUGGGGUAAAGUCAGCCUUCCCUCCAUCUGUAAGAGCCCUCCUGGACUCUAGUGAGAACUGUGACCGUCUGGCUUCUUCCCCUGGGCUCUUUGGUGCCUUCAGCAUAAGAGGGAACGAACCUGGGUCUGACCGGUCACCAUCACCGAGUAAGAAUGAUUCAUUUUUCACCCCUGACUCCAACCACAAUAGCUUGUCUCAGUCUACCACUGGGCAUCUCAGUUUGCCACAGAAGCAGUACCCAGACUCUCCUCACCCAGUCCCACAUCGUUCCCUUUUCUCUCCGCAGAAUACCCUCGCUGCUCCCACGGGCCACCCACCCACGUCAGGCGUGGAGAAAGUCCUGGCCUCCACCAUUUCCACCACGUCGACGAUUGAGUUUAAGAAUAUGCUUAAAAACGCCUCACGCAAGCCCUCAGAUGACAAGCAUUUUGGCCAGACCCCCAACAAGGGCACUUCAAGUGAUGGUGUCGGUCUCUCUAACCUCACCCAGCCCAGCUUGACUCCCGCUGACCAGCAGCAGCAAGAAGAGCACUACCGCAUAGAAACCCGCGUGUCCUCCUCCUGCCUAGACUUGCCUGAUAGCACAGAAGAAAAAGGGGCCCCGAUAGAAACUCUGGGUUACCAUAAUGCCGCUAAUAGAAGGAUGUCGGGGGAGCCGAUACAGACCGUAGAGUCCAUCCGAGUUCCUGGGAAGGGGAAUAGAGGACAUGGGCGCGAGGCUUCAAGGGUGGGCUGGUUCGACCUGAGCACAUCGGGCAGCUCUUUUGACAAUGGCCCCUCAAGUGCCUCUGAUUUGGCAUCCCUUGGGGGUGGGGGCAGCGGAGGCCUCACUGGCUUUAAAACAACACCAUACAAGGAACGGGCACCCCAGUUUCAGGAGAGUGUCGGCAACUUUCGUUCCAACAGUUUCAACUCAACAUUUGAGCAUCAUCUCCCCCCGUCCCCCUUGGAACAUGGGACACCCUUCCAGAGAGAGCCAGUGGGGCCGUCAUCUGCCCCACCUGCCCCUCCUAAGGAUCACAGUGGUAUCUUCUCUCGAGAUGCGCCCGCUCACCUGCCCUCUGUGGAUCUUACGAAUCCCUUCACAAAGGAGGCAGCCCUGGCCCAUGCUGCCCCACCGCCUCCUCCUGGGGAGCACAGCGGAGUUCCCUUCCCUGCCCCGCCCCCUCCUCCGCCCCCCAGGGAACAUAGCAGCAGUGGUGGGAGUGGUGUCCCCUUUUCUACUCCGCCCCCUCCUCCACCCCCUGUUGACCACUCUGGAGUUGUACCCUUCCCAACCCCUCCACUGGCAGAGCACGGAGUGGCAGGGGCUGUGGCAGUGUUCCCCAAGGACCAUAGCUCCCUCCUUCAAGGGACCCUGGCUGAGCAUUUUGGGGUGCUCGCAGGACCCAGGGACCAUGGGGGCCCCACCCAACGGGACCUCAACGGCCCUGGCCUUAGCCGUGUGCGGGAGAGCCUGAGCCUACCCGCCCACUCUCUGGAGCACCUGGGCCCAGCUCAUGGAGGAGGUGGGGGAGGCGGCACCAGCGGCAGUGGCCCCCCCUUGGGUCCCUCACACAGAGACACCAUCAACCGGAGUGGUAUGAUUUUACGGAGUCCCCGGCCAGACUUUCGGCCUCGGGAACCUUUUCUCGGCAGAGACCCAUUCCACAGUUUAAAGAGACCCAGGCCACCUUUCGCUAGGGGCCCUCCGUUCUUUGCACCAAAACGCCCGUUCUUCCCUCCCAGGUACUGAUGGAAACCAAGGGAAAGGAGCAUUUUGAACAGUCUAGAGAGCAUUGCAAGUAGGAGUUUGGUUUAUUGCUGUUUUUAUUUGUUUUCCCUCCCUUGAUUUAUUUUUUUUUAUUAUGAUAAAGGGCCUCCCUUCCAAAUUAAAAAGUCAUCUCUGCUUAAAUUUUACUAUUCCAUCCAGUCCCUCCUCCGACAGCACUUACUUCCUUCUCCAAGCUAUUUGUAUUUAAGAAAGAAACACAACCAAAGCCACUUCAUUUGGCUGGGGGCUUGGGGAGUGGGGAGGAAACAAUCUUUAUUUUAUCCCAUCUAUUAAAGAGUAUAACUACAUUUGAAAUAAAACUUCCAUCAGUACAGAUAAUAA
Molecule: messenger RNA, 5274 nt
Organism: Marmota flaviventris (yellow-bellied marmot)
Lineage: Eukaryota; Metazoa; Chordata; Mammalia; Rodentia; Sciuridae
Gene: Rprd2
Product: regulation of nuclear pre-mRNA domain containing 2
Biological process (GO): mRNA 3'-end processing
Molecular function (GO): RNA polymerase II C-terminal domain binding
Source: RefSeq, a predicted model, not a curated record